AUGUAUAUAAUUUUGUGCAUCGUGCAGAGUGUUGACAAUGGGAAGGAUGUUAAUCUGCAAUUUGCAAUUAAAGCGAAACCAAUUACUAGUGGCCUUAAAUACUCACUUGCUAUUGGGAACCGGGGACAGGCAAAUGCAGCCGGUGAAUGUGCAGUAUCAUUUUUAAAAUGUUCUCCGAUUUCUAUAGGUGUUAAAUCGCCUAACAUAUGGCUCCACUUUGUCACACUUGUGAAGAUUGAAUUCUCCAAUAGGGCGAGAAGGUAUUUUAGUUUUCUCUGUCAUUGUUUGUUCAAUGAUGCUGUUAAGGGGAAACUAGCAAAACCACGGCAGUUGCACAAUUCCCAAUGGGGAAUGAUGGGCCCUGCAGAAACUCCUGAAGGACAAGCUUGUGGACUGGUAAAGAAUCUUGCACUGAUGUUGUAUAUAACAGUUGGAUCAGCAGCAUAUCCCAUUUUGGAAUUUUUGGAAGAAUGGGGUACUGAGAAUUUUGAGGUAGAGUAUUUUGAUUUUGGUAUGUGUGGCUGUUAUAAUUUUAAUAAGCUUCUUUCCUUGGUUUACAAUUUUCCUUUUAAUUUAGUUCAGAACAACUUUCAAAAAGAGGGCCAUUUUGAUUGA
Messenger RNA from Cornus florida, 615 nucleotides. Its product is annotated as DNA-directed RNA polymerase II subunit RPB2-like. Gene Ontology annotation, molecular function: DNA-directed RNA polymerase activity; ribonucleoside binding; DNA binding. Gene Ontology annotation, biological process: DNA-templated transcription. The transcript has 3 exons. Lineage: Eukaryota; Viridiplantae; Streptophyta; Magnoliopsida; Cornales; Cornaceae. The record is from RefSeq and is a predicted model, not a curated record. Gene Ontology annotation, cellular component: RNA polymerase II, core complex. Bases 1 to 615 code for a protein of 204 amino acids.